AUGUCUGUCGAUUCGACGAAGCUUUUCACAGCCUACCAAAGUCACCAGGACAUUAAGCAAUACCUGGAACAUCUGGUGCAACGGUAUUCUAGCAAAAUUGAAAUCUUUUCCCGUGCCGAAUCGUACGAGGGACGGGAAAUACUAACCGUGCGCAUCUGUACGGACAUCCGGCAGAAGCGCCCGUUGUCGAACCGUUGGUGCAUACUGAUAGAUGCCGGAAUACAUGCCCGUGAAUGGGUCACCGUCUCGGUCGCUCUGUUCAUUGUGCAGCAGCUGCUGGAGAAGGACGAAAUUAGCGCCAAAAGUUUCCGGAGCUUCGAGUGGAUUAUACUACCCUUGUUAAACCCGGACGGUUACGAGUACAGCCGUGAGCAUAAUAAAAUGUGGCGCAAAACGCGCAGACCGCUCGGGCCAAGGAACCACCGGAGCUGUGUCGGUGUUGAUUGCAAUCGAAACUUUAACGUUGCCUGGACCAUCGGUAGUACCAGGUUCUGUUCGUUGCUGUACCGUGGCGAGCGGCCAUUUUCCGAGCAGGAAACGAAGAACGUGCGUGAUCUUUUCCGCAAACUACGGCCCACGUGCAAGUUCUACCUAUCGCUACACUCUUACGCUAAAGCAAUUCUUUACCCGCGUGCCUACACGAGAACACUACCACGGAACUGGCAGAUGCAGCAUACGAUCGCGGAGGCUGGCGUAGAGGCGAUGAAGAAAGCGACCGGUGUACGGUACCGCUGUGGCAGUGCCUCGACCGUACUGAAUCGACCGGUUGGCGGAUCCAGCAUCGACUAUGCGCACGACAUCGAGAAGGUACCGGUGGCAAUCGUUAUGGAGGUCGCGUCGAAAGGUUUCCACCCGCCGGAAGCAAACAUACAGCGAAUUUGCGAAGAAAGCUGGAUCGGGAUCGGCGCGAUGGUGAACUGUCUCGCUGCCAGCUUCCGGUCCGUGAUGAAGGGUAGCGGUACGUUGCAUCUGCGCUGA
Anopheles marshallii is the source of this 978-nucleotide messenger RNA. RefSeq names its product carboxypeptidase B-like. Gene Ontology annotation, molecular function: zinc ion binding; metallocarboxypeptidase activity. Lineage: Eukaryota; Metazoa; Arthropoda; Insecta; Diptera; Culicidae. The record is from RefSeq and is a predicted model, not a curated record. The coding region runs from base 1 to 978 and encodes 325 amino acids. Gene Ontology annotation, biological process: proteolysis. The transcript is spliced from 3 exons.